Molecule: messenger RNA, 1362 nt
Organism: Eucalyptus grandis
Lineage: Eukaryota; Viridiplantae; Streptophyta; Magnoliopsida; Myrtales; Myrtaceae
Product: transcription factor MYC1
Exons: 1
Coding region: 1-1362 (453 amino acids)
Biological process (GO): regulation of DNA-templated transcription
Cellular component (GO): nucleus
Molecular function (GO): transcription cis-regulatory region binding; protein dimerization activity; DNA-binding transcription factor activity
Source: RefSeq, a predicted model, not a curated record
AUGGAAGAACUCACAUAUCGUGCUUCCUCCUCAUUAGUUGUCCCUCUUUCUCAUAAUGCCUUACCCACCCUCCAGCAACUCGUCCCCUUGAUCCUCCAAACCCGACCCGAGGACUGGGUUUACUCCAUCUUUUGGCGGCCCUCAAUAGACGAUCACGGUCGUCUUGUCCUCACCUGGGGUGACGGCCAUUUCCGAGGAACUACAAGAGAUCCAUUCCCAUCCAAGCCUACCACCAAAAGGGUGCUCAAAGAAGCCCAAUGUCCAGGUGGUAAAUUGACUCCGGGCAGCGACAUCGACGACCCUGAAUGGUACUACAUCUUCUCCGUCACGAGGUCGUAUUCCUCUGAGGAUGGCAUUCUAGGAAGAGCGUUUCGCUCAGGGGGUCACAUCUGGUUGAGCGGUGAAAACCGCCAUGAGCUGGAGAUGUAUGAGUGUGAUGAGAGGGUCAAAGAAGCAAGAAUGCACGGAAUCCAGAGCAUAGUGUGCAUAUCAGUCCCUAAUGGUUCUGGAGUUCUUGAAUUGGGCUCCUCAGAGAUCAUCAAAGAAGACAGGAGCUUGGUACAGUUAGCCAAGUCCCAAUUCCCUUCUCAUUUAAUGAACCUCCGAAUCAAUCCUCGUGGAGAGAACCCGUCCAACGAUGCCAAAGGCGAGCCGGCCCUCGUCGUUGCGAGCAAGCGUCCAUAUGCUAAAUCUGUGGGCGUGGUACAUCAUAACAUAUCUAAGGAGAGCUGUAGGAAGAAAAUAGUCGACGAAGACAUUAAGGAAUCCCCACCGUCGCCAUCGCUGUCUGGCCCGUUGAGCCACGUGGAGGCGGAGCGGCAGCGGAGGGAGAAAAUGAACCAGCGGUUGUACGCGCUCCGCUCCGUCGUCCCCAACGUAUCGAGAAUGGACAAGGCGUCCCUCCUCGCGGACGCCGUCGACUACAUCAAGGAACUCCAAUCCCGGAUCGCCGAGCUGGAUUCCAAGCUGGCCAAGUCCGAGCGGCCGUCUCCGAAGCGCCUCAAGACCGAGACGGACGUCGCCUCCUUCGGUGAUGCGGGUGUGACAACGUCAAGGUCGAGCAAGAACAGCUCAACGACAGCCGUGACUACGCCGGAUGUCCCGGGGCUGAGAGAGAUGGCGGUGGAGGUGAAGGUGUUGGGGCAGGAGGCGGUGGUCCGGGUGCGGAGCCCGAAUCUGGGGCACCCGUGCGCGAGGUUGAUGGACGUGCUCAAGGAAUUGGGGUCGGCGGUCCAACACGCGAGCAUGUCGGGCGUGGAGGGGAUGAUGAUUCAGGACGUGGUGAUUAGGACUCCGGUCGACUGCUGGGUCAGCGACGAGUCCAUUCGCGAUGCCAUUCGGGGUAAACUAGGCAAGGGCUGA